AUGAAGACUAAAUGGAGAAAUCUAAGGGACACAUACAAAAAAUAUAAACAGAGCCAGCAAACAAGCAGUAGACAAGUCGCGAAGAAACUCGCUAAUUGGCAAUGGGCUGACCAAAUGUCGUUCAUAGAUUCUUCCAUAAACUUAAGGGAAACUGACAGUACACUGGAAGCUAGCAGGGUAAUACUGGAUACCAAUACUCUAUCUACAGAGAAUGAACAUGACAAUUCUACAGAAGCCGAACAAGUUUCAAAUAACAAACAGAACGAGCUCCGAAUUGUUCAAGAACUUAAGGCAGUCGAGACUACAUCUGAAACUAAUCCAACACGUGAAAUAUCCCGAAGAAGACGACGUGUAAGCAACGACGAUCCUGCUGACAAGAUUAUAAAUUAUUUAAAGACUAGAAAAUCUGGAAAUACAGGCACAAACGCCACAGAAAAUUUCGUCAAAAUAGCGUGUGAUCGAAUGGAUAUGGACUUUCUAGGUUAUGCCCAUACUGUCAAGACAUUUUCUCUACGUUAA
This is a messenger RNA of Arctia plantaginis, 519 nucleotides long. The record is from the annotation of a GenBank genome assembly. Lineage: Eukaryota; Metazoa; Arthropoda; Insecta; Lepidoptera; Erebidae.